UUUCAAGCCCAGAAAUUGUGGCAAAGAUUGGCACUCAUUCUUUGCCUUUUGUCUCUUGUGCAACUCAAACCUACACUUAUUCGUCAGACCCUUUACCACAACAUACACUUCGUGAAGAAAACAAACACCAUAACAUGGUAGCACAAGCUCUUCUUUCAUCAUCUCUUACUUCCUCUGUGGAGACUGCUAGGCAAAUUCUAGGAGCAAGAUUUCUCCAAUCCCCAAUUGGGUCCUCAAGAAAAGCAUCCUUUGUUGUUAGGGCAGCCUCUACUCCCCCUGUUAAGCAAGGAGCUGACAGACCCUUGUGGUUUGCUUCCAAACAGAGCCUUUCAUACUUGGAUGGAAGCCUCCCAGGAGACUACGGGUUCGACCCACUUGGUCUUUCAGACCCAGAAGGCACAGGAGGGUUCAUCGAACCCAAGUGGCUAGCCUAUGGAGAAAUCAUUAACGGGCGGUUCGCCAUGUUGGGUGCAGCUGGUGCCAUUGCACCAGAAAUUCUUGGCAAAGCUGGUCUUAUUCCACCAGAAACAGCUCUCCCUUGGUUCAAAACAGGGGUGAUUCCCCCAGCUGGAACAUACAACUACUGGGCUGACCCAUACACACUCUUUGUCCUUGAAUUGGCUCUCAUGGGCUUCGCCGAGCACAGGAGAUUCCAGGACUGGGCCAAACCUGGAUCCAUGAGCAAGCAAUAUUUCUUGGGGUUUGAGAAAUUUUUGGGUGGUUCCGGAGAUCCGGCAUACCCAGGAGGCCCAUUGUUUAACCCUCUAGGAUUUGGGAAAGAUGAGAAGUCAAUGAAGGAUUUGAAGCUCAAGGAAGUGAAGAAUGGAAGAUUGGCUAUGUUGGCAGUUUUGGGAUACUUUAUUCAAGGGCUUGUUACAGGAGUUGGGCCAUACCAAAACCUGUUGGAUCAUUUGGCUGACCCCGUCAACAACAAUGUAUUGACUAGCCUUAAAUUCCACUAGAGUUCACCCGUUUGUUGCUUGGAAUGAUCAAACUCUCACCCCAUCUUUGUUUUCCUGGCUGCUUUGUCUUGUAAAAUCAUGUGAAAAGUUAUUGUAAUUCUUGAAUCGACAUGUUAGUUGCCAAACAAA
Messenger RNA from Pistacia vera, 1091 nucleotides. Its product is annotated as chlorophyll a-b binding protein 8, chloroplastic. The record is from RefSeq and is a predicted model, not a curated record. Gene Ontology annotation, cellular component: plastoglobule; chloroplast thylakoid membrane. Bases 135 to 962 code for a protein of 275 amino acids. Gene Ontology annotation, biological process: response to light stimulus; photosynthesis, light harvesting in photosystem I. The transcript is spliced from 3 exons. NCBI's taxonomy places the organism in Eukaryota, Viridiplantae, Streptophyta, Magnoliopsida, Sapindales, Anacardiaceae.